UGAGAAACAUUACUAGAUUCCAUAGUUUGGUCCGGUUUUUCCUGGCGAUGUGGGAGGUCGUCAAGACCAUAUAAAAGGGGUUGGGGAAGUUCAGUUUAUCCAGUUGACUGCUGACAGCCUUACGCCGAGGAUGAAGACUCUCCUGAUCGUGCUGGUGUGUGUGGGCGUGGCCUCCUGCCAGGAUGGGUCCUACAUCCUGGAUUCCAGAGGCGUCGACGCCCAGCAGGGGCUCCUUCCAGCACGACAGCUCUACGACAACUACGAGGCCUUCUCAGACGCCUUCAGGCGACGAUCUCAGGAGAUGGCCAGGGAGUACAGCUUGGACCAGACUGUCUACAACGACCCUAACCCCGAGUACACCUGGGCUUAUGCCGUCGACGCCAAAUCCACCGGGGACAUGAAGUCUGCCAGAGAGGAGCGUCGAGGGGACGUCGUUGUGGGUCAGUAUUCUGUCAUGGACCCUGAUGGCACUCUGCGCACAGUCGACUACUCGGUCGCUCCAGGCACUGGAUUCUAGGCCAAGGUCACCAAGGAAAGGGCUGACGGCGUUUCCAGCAGUCCAGACACGACAUACAGCCAACAGAAUCAGUAUUCCCAGUACCAAAGACAGCAGUACAACCAGAAUCAACAAUCGUACAGGAAUCAAAACCAGGAAUCUCGCUUCCUGAAUCAGAGGAACAACAGGAAUGAUUACCAAAAUCA
This is a messenger RNA of Macrobrachium nipponense, 702 nucleotides long. RefSeq lists its product as uncharacterized. The record is from RefSeq and is a predicted model, not a curated record. Bases 131 to 517 code for a protein of 128 amino acids. Lineage: Eukaryota; Metazoa; Arthropoda; Malacostraca; Decapoda; Palaemonidae. Gene Ontology annotation, cellular component: extracellular matrix. The transcript is spliced from 3 exons.